This is a messenger RNA of Toxoplasma gondii ME49, 2186 nucleotides long. RefSeq lists its product as hypothetical. The transcript has 2 exons. The record is from RefSeq and is a predicted model, not a curated record. Bases 703 to 1722 code for a protein of 339 amino acids. NCBI's taxonomy places the organism in Eukaryota, Apicomplexa, Conoidasida, Eucoccidiorida, Sarcocystidae.
CGAUGGGUCCAAUUGGAGAGAACACCAGGCGGUCCAAACAAAAAACUUCUGCUUUAUUUGCACGUUUCAACGAGUUGUAAAUCAACAAGGAACCCAGAGUUCUCGAGUCGUAGUUCCUGCCCCAGCAUCCAACUCCCUAAUAUGCGUCCAUGCCGCUUUUUAGUUUGCUGAAAUUCUUAUAGGUUUGAUAGGACUCGCUCUUCAGAAGGAUGCUCCUUCUCGAGACGCAUCAUACAGAUGCCCGACGACCGGCGUUGUGCCCGUCAACAGAGCCUUCAGCGCCAAAAUCAAGGCACCCUCAGCAAGAAAAAAAAAGUACCCCCCACUGAUGGUCAGACAGGCGGCAACGAGUCAAACAAUAAAAAACAAAACUGUCGCAACUUCCAGAACAGCAGAAGUGACGAAGUUGAGGGCGACCCGCCAAGACGCGGCCUCAAGCGAGCUAGUUGACGCGGUUAUCGCUUUACUAUUUUUCGCAGUACCGUGGCUCAUGGAUUCAACAGUUGCACUUUUCUAGUGAUCACCUUAACCGCCAGUUCCACCAAUGGACCCAGAGAGUCAAGAGCUCCGUGGCACAGUUGAGAUGCCUCUUGUGAGCACCUCCAAGACGUACCCACUGCUUUUUUGAAUCGAUCCUUUUACAUCAGAAAAAAGCGGUAACCCUGUUUUCUUGAGUUCAUAUUUAUUUUCAAAAUAGUCGUGAUGGAAAUGGGUCGACGCCUUCGGCGUUCGUCAGCCUGGACAAGGUGGUUUUGGACUUUUCGUUUUAACUGGGAACGUCGGAGAAAUACUUGGAGAAUGUUGUUUUAUUUCAAUCUUCUGGCUGGCUGUUGUGCUGCUGGAAUCGUCUUCACUUUUAUUCUGCACGUAUUAACCUCAGACGCCUCCUUCUUCAUCAACUACCGUUGUGGUGCCGUGGCAAAGAACCUUAUCAGGACUAAUUUUGUAGCGGUAAUGGUCACCGCGGGCAUAAUGGGACUGUCAGCAUUGUUGAUGAGCCGAGUCACUGGCCUGUUCAGUGCGCAUGCUUUAGGAGACUUUAAGCCAAUGGGUCACUGGACGGAUAGGGUCGGCUUUAUAGUCAAGUGGCUGCCCUGGUUUAUAUCGCUAUGCUUCUUUGUCUUGAUUGGCAUCAGUAUUGUCAACAUCGUGUGGAUCUUUGCCACUCCUACCGCAUGGUGCUCCAGACGUUGGUCCAAUCUCGGAUUGCAGGCUGUGAGGAACUGCAGGGCCUGGUAUGGGGGCACAGCUGCCUGUUUAACGAUUGCGGAGACCGAGCAACUAUCUGGCUCUUCACAGAACUGUAACGACGGCGACUUCCUGCAGUCUACCUUUUUUCUGUACUUUAUCCCACUUGAUGACCCUUCAGCCUGUUCCUUCUCAAUUCCGGAGAUUUGCCUUCUAUUCAAAAAUUCUUACAGCUCCUUGGCAAUCGAAUCAAAUCCAGACUGGGAGUCGACGGAGGCCUCCAGGUGCGAAGGCCUCGCAGCUAGAGGCGUUUCGGCGGAUGACUUCAUUGUCAAUUCUAGCAGCGACUUGUACCGCUAUCUCAUGAUUUACACUGGAAGUUGGUGUAUGACCAUCUGUGCACUUCUAGCUUUCUUUUUUUAUACCAAGUAUUCCUCCCAUUUUGAAAGCCACUUUUCACAGCCGUCAGAGCGAACGAACUUCGUUGUUCUCUCGAUACUCAGGCCACUGACUCCUUGGAAUGAGGGAAUUUAGCGUGACACUUGCGUCAAGAGAGAUUGCCUGAUACAUUCCGUUGAUGGAAGAACAGGAACUGAAGUAUACAACCAUCUGUUUUUGUACAUAGGCGUGUUGGAAUGGCUUCCUCACUGACGCAUAGACCGACCGGCGUUAUUGUGUUAUGCUCCGGCGCUCAGACGCGAUAGCAUUGCACUUACAUCGAUUUUUCGUUUGACUUUUGAUGUGUGCCACAGCAGCUGCUUCAUGUCGUCGAACGAUGCGGUCUGCCUCCACCAGUCGUCUUUUUGACAGUGCAUGAACCAUGGUCGAUGCGAUUUCCGGAAGAAGAGAAGCGUUAUGAAUGUUAAACUGGUUCAAUGCACUCUUAUCUGAAGGCGAUAAUGCCGCAGUGCUGAGGUUAACUUUCCGAGCGUCUUUUUCCAAGCAACUCUGUGAGGGAAGCUAUUUACCUACAUGUGGUUGGACAUGCAACAAUGUGG